Messenger RNA from Sapajus apella (tufted capuchin), 5496 nucleotides. RefSeq names its product phosphodiesterase 3B (gene PDE3B). Gene Ontology annotation, molecular function: 3',5'-cyclic-AMP phosphodiesterase activity; protein kinase B binding. Gene Ontology annotation, biological process: signal transduction. The record is from RefSeq and is a predicted model, not a curated record. Bases 353 to 3706 code for a protein of 1117 amino acids. Gene Ontology annotation, cellular component: membrane. The transcript is spliced from 16 exons. Lineage: Eukaryota; Metazoa; Chordata; Mammalia; Primates; Cebidae.
GCUUGCGCGCCCAACGGACCAGGCUGGGGCAGUGAGGUAACUGUUGCAGCCAGCGGAGCUGGGAGGCGACACCGAGUCUCCAGUCCGGAGAGGUGCCCGAGGGAAAAGGACGCGGCAGCACAACGGGUCCCGGAGAGAAGCCCCUUCCGUCCCUCUCUUCAGCCAGUAUGUCCCGGAAUCCGCCGCUACCCAGUCCGCGCGGCGGGGAUUCCGGGCCGAGGCGGCGGGCGCAGCCCUGACGCGUUGUGAGUCGGGGGCGCCCCGGACGCUGGGGCUGGGGUCUGGGAACGCGAGCGGCCGCUACGGUACGAACGGGGUGUGCUGAACCCCGUGACCACCCCCGGCCCCGGCCAUGAGGAGGGACGAGAGAGACGCCAAAGCCAUGCGGUCCCCGCAGCCGCCGGAUGGGGCUGGCUCGCCCCUCGAGAGUCUGAGGAACGGCUACGUGAAGAGCUGCGUGAGCCCCUUGCGGCAGGACCCUCCGCGCGGCUUCUUCUUCCACCUCUGCCGCUUCUGCAACGUGGAGCUGCGGCCGCCGCCGGCCUCCCCCCAGCAGCCGCGGCGCGGCUCCCCCUUCGGCCGGGCGCGCCUCUCGCUGGGCGCCCUGGCCGCCUUUGUCCUCGCCCUGCUGCUGGGCGCCGAACCCGAGAGCUGGGCUGCCGGGGCCGCCUGGCUGCGGACGCUGCUGAGCGUGUGUUCGCACAGCCUCAGCCCCCUCUUCAGCAUCGCCUGUGCCUUCUUUUUCCUUACCUGCUUCCUGACCCGGACCAAGCGGGGACCCGGCCCGGGCCGGCUCGGCGGCUGGUGGUGGCUGCUGGCGCUGCCCGCCUGCUGUUACCUGGGGGACUUCGUGGUGUGGCAGUGGUGGUCUUGGCCUUGGGGGGAAGGCGACGCAGGGUCCUCGGUCCUGCACACGCCCCCAGAGGCGGCGGCGGGCAGGUUGCUGCUGGUGCUGAGCUGCGUGGGGCUGCUGCUGACGCUCGCACACCCGCUGCGGCUCCGGCACGGCAUCCUGGUGCUGCUGCUGGCCAGCUUCGUCUGGUGGGUCUCCUUCACCAGCCUCGGGUCGCUGCCCUCCGCCCUCAGGCCGCUGCUCUCCGGCCUGGUGGGGGGUGCUGGCUGCCUGCUGGCCCUGGGGUUGGAUCACUUCUUUCAAAUCAGGGAAGCGCCGCUUCAUCCUCGGCUGUCCAGUGCCGCCGAAGAAAAAGUGCCUGUGAUCCGACCCCGGAGGAGGUCCAGCUGUGUGUCGCUAGGAGAAACUGCAGCCAGUCACUAUGGCGGUUGCAAAAUUUUCAGGAGACCUUCGUUGCCUUGCAUUUCGAGAGAACAGAUGAUUCUUUGGGAUUGGGACUUAAAGCAAUGGUAUAAGCCUCAUUAUCAAAAUCCUGGAGGCGGAAACGGAGUUGAUCUUUCAGUGCUAAAUGAGGCUCGCAAUAUGGUGUCAGAUCUUCUGAUUGAUCCAAGCCUUCCACCACAAGUUGUUUCCUCUCUACAGAGUAUCAGUAGCUUAAUGAGUGCUUUCUCAGGUUCCUGUAGGCCAAAGAUUAAUCCUCUCACACCAUUUCCUGGAUUUUAUCCGUGCUCUGAAAUAGAGGACCCAGCUGAGAAAGGGGAUAGAAAACUUAACAAGGGACUAAAUAGGAACAGUUUGCAAACUCCACAGCUGAGGAGGAGCUCAGUUACUUCAGGACUGCUACCUGUUGAACAGUCUUCAAGGUGGGAACGUAAUAAUGGCAAAAGGCCUCACCAAGAAUUUGGCAUUUCAAGUCAAGGAUGCUAUUUAAACGGGCCUUUUAAUUCAAAUCUACCGCCUAUCCCGAAGCAAAGGUCAUCUUCCAUAUCACUGACUCACCAUUUAAGUCUGCGAAGAGCUGGUAUUUUGUCCAGUCUGAGUCCUGUGAAUUCUCCCAACCAUGGAACAGUGUCUGCUGGCUCUCUAACUAAUCGAUCACAUAUAGAAUUUCCUGAUACUGCUGAUUUUCUUAAUAAGCCAAGCAUUAUUUUACAGAGAUCUCUAGGCAAUGUACCCAAUACACCAGAUUCUUUUCAGCAGCUUGGAAAUCCUGAUAGCAAUCUGUGUAACAGCUGUGGACAUCAAAUACUGAAAUAUGUUUCAACAUCUGAAUCAGAUGGUACAGAUUGCUGCUGUGGAAAAUCAGGUGAAGAAGAAAACAUUUUCUCACAAGCAUCAUUCAAACUUACGGAAACUCAACAAGAAGAGGAAACGGAGAAGAAAGACAGCAGAAAAUUACUUCGGGAAGGUGAUAAUUGGCUAACAGAAGAGGCACAGAAUGAACAGCAAACAAAUAUUGAACAGGAGGCAUCACUGGACCUGAUUUUAGUAGAAGAGUAUGACUCAUUAAUAGAAAAGAUGAGCAACUGGAAUUUUCCAAUUUUUGAACUUGUAGAAAAGAUGGGAGAGAAAUCAGGAAGGAUUCUCAGUCAGGUUAUGUAUACCUUAUUUCAAGACACUGGUUUAUUGGAAAUAUUUAAAAUUCCCACUCAACAAUUUAUGAACUAUUUUCGUGCAUUAGAAAAUGGCUAUCGAGACAUUCCUUAUCACAAUCGUAUACAUGCCACAGAUGUCCUACAUGCAGUUUGGUAUCUGACAACACGGCCAAUUCCUGGCUUACAGCAGAUCCACAAUGCUUGUGGAACAGGAAAUGAAACAGAUUCUGAUGAUAGAAUUAACCAUGGGCGAAUUGCUUAUAUUUCUUCGAAGAGCUGCUCUAUUCCGGAUGAGAGUUAUGGCUGCCUGUCUUCAAACAUUCCUGCAUUAGAAUUGAUGGCUCUCUAUGUGGCAGCUGCCAUGCAUGAUUAUGAUCACCCAGGGAGGACAAAUGCAUUUCUAGUGGCUACAAAUGCCCCUCAGGCAGUUUUAUACAAUGACAAAUCUGUUUUGGAAAACCAUCAUGCUGCGUCAGCUUGGAAUCUAUAUCUUUCUCGCCCAGAAUACAACUUCCUUCUUAAUCUUGAUCAUGUGGAAUUCAAGCGUUUUCGUUUUUUAGUCAUAGAAGCAAUCCUUGCCACAGAUCUUAAAAAGCAUUUUGAUUUUCUUGCUGAAUUCAAUGCCAAGGCAAAUGAUGUAAAUAGUAAUGGCAUAGAAUGGAGGAAUGAAAAUGAUCGCCUCUUGGUAUGCCAGGUGUGCAUCAAACUGGCAGAUAUAAAUGGCCCAGCAAAAGUUCGGGACUUGCAUUUGAAAUGGACAGAAGGCAUUGUCAAUGAAUUUUAUGAGCAGGGAGAUGAAGAGGCAAAUCUUGGUUUGCCCAUCAGUCCAUUCAUGGAUCGUUCGUCUCCUCAACUAGCAAAACUCCAAGAAUCUUUUAUCACCCACAUAGUGGGUCCCCUGUGUAACUCCUAUGAUGCUGCUGGUUUGCUACCAGGUCAGUGGAUAGAAGCAGAAGAGGAUGAUGAUACUGAAAGUGGUGAUGAUGAAGAUGGUGAAGAAUUAGAUACAGAUGAUGAAGAAAUGGAAAACAAUCUAAAUCCAAAACCACCAAGAAGGAAAAGCAGACGGCGAAUAUUUUGUCAGCUAAUGCACCACCUCACUGAAAACCACAAGAUAUGGAAGGAAAUCGUAGAGGAAGAAGAAAACUGUAAAGUUGAUGGGAAUAAACUGCCGGGGGAGAACUCCUCCUUACCUCAAGCAGAUGAGAUUCAGGUCAUUGAAGAAGCAGACGAAGAGGAAGAGCGACAGUUUGAGUAAAAUAAAUCAUAUUGAAGAAGCCCAGAGGGCUGUGCCCAGGGGCAGAAAUCAUUGCCUAGUGGUCACCGGCUGACUUUUAACUGACCAUUCCCACUUGGACAGGCCUUAAUACUGUGAGAGGAUCCUUGCUCUGCUGGCAGUUUCCCACUCCUAUGCACUUUCACAUGAACUAGAAAACUAUUCUUAAACCAAGAAUACCAUCCAUGUGGACCCAUGUUGCAGAGUCCUUAAAUCCUUCACUGGUGUAUGAAUACUUUGCCGUAAUGCUGCUUUGCUGAGUAGUGAGCUCUUAUUUUUCAUUGGGGGUUAGGUAUAACUAAAAACUCAAGUGACUUAUUUCAAUUACCCAAGUGGCCAGAACUUUUUGCAUUUAUGAAAAUAGAUUCAUAUUGUAUUUCCCAAUGUGUCUUUUAUGUCUUUGAAUGUUUUGAAAAAAAGUCUAUGCCUGUCUAAAAAUGAAUCCAGUGUUGCCUUUCUGAGGGAUUUCUGCUCAAUGCAAUACACUGUUCAGUGCUACUCUCCCAGCUAGGUUUAUCCAUGAAGGACUGAGAAACCUUUGUUAUAGUUAACAAAAUCCAGGUGCAUCAAUUUCUGAUGCUUUUUACUAUUAUCUACUAUGUGUGCUUUAUUUUUACUGAGAGUAUUCAGGUUUGCCAUGGACAUCAGAAGUUUGAAUUCCAGUCUUACCUUCUUUAUGUUCCAUGGCUGAAUUUCAAAGCUGUUUAGGUUUAAAAUGAAGGGGUUUAUUCUUUAGUCAUAACUGUUAUUUUUACUCUUGCUCAGGAUUUGCAUUUUUAACAUUUAGUUAAUGUAAACACAGCACAGAUUUGUCAGUAGAAAAAAAAAAUUGUCCUAAUACCAAGGUUAACCUUUUAUGAAAUCAGCAACAUUUUCUCUCUUAGAUGAAUUUGAGAGUAAUUAAAACCAAGGGAAAGGAGAUGUCCGUCUUUUGCCUCAAUGCAAAAUCAAAUGAAAUUAAUCUCAUCAAAGAUAAAGAAUAAAGAAAUGUAGUGAGCCCUAAAGGACACAGACAUUGAAUAAAUAACUGGAAUAUGUGGUUAUCUUUAGAUCCAUAUCUUAGUUGUCAUUUGUUUAGUUACUGUAAAACUGACAUUCAUCUUUCUGUUAAUUUCCCUUUGCCUCAAGACUGCAUGACAGAAAUGACCAUUAUUUCUGAGACCCAACUGCAAGACUGAUUGCUGAAAUCAAGUAAAGAAUUGGAAUACUUGUUUUUCAUAUACAAAAUCUAAAUACGUUAAUACAUCAUUUCAUACAAAAGUACAUUAUUAAAUAACCACAUUAUUAAGAUAAUUGCAAGAAAAUGGACCAUAUUUACAAUGUUUUGUAAACUUACUAGUGUGUGGAUAUGUACCCUAGUUAUGAAAUACAUUUGAAGAUAUAAAGAGCAGCCAAAAUGAUAGAAAAAUGGUAGACUAAUAUUUUCUAUUAUUAUUGGAGACCAUAUCAUAUUUUGGAUUCAUGCAAUUUUGCACACAGUGAAACCAUUAAUUUUCCAAGGUAAUUCAUUUAAAGUAUUGUAUUAACAUGCGGUUUCUUACUUAUCUAGAAUAUUUGGCUUAUCUGAAAGAGAUCAAUUUAAGAUCUCUGGAGGUAUUAGAACUUUUGAUUCUUCACAGUGUUAAUACUUAAUGAAUCACUGAGCUUUAUUUAUUAGACAUGUUGAAUGAGGGCUGAGUUCGUUCCUGCCACUUUUGUUACCAUUGCCACACACAAUUUGUAAACCAGUCCUACCAUAUAUUACUAAUUAAUAAAAUUUCAACUGAUAACUU